UGCUUCCACUUGCGCAGCGUCGUCGGAGGCUACAUGUUUACAAUCUUGGACUGCAGCCCUGUGGUGUCCGUAAACCGUCGGCCUUUUGCGUUGAUAUUGUCCCAGAGGCGAAUAUGACGACAUCAUUUGGCAAACCAGACCCUGGGAAACACCUACUGUCAAUUCAGUUCGUUUGAAACCAAACACGACAUGAUGCGUUGUCCCCGGUGAAACUUGCUCCGCCACUCUCCCCUCUUCUGCGCACCUAUUGAGAGAGAGGACACCAAAAGCUGCAUAGACAUGGGUUCAGAUCAACCCUGCAUGGAUUCUCCAGAGCCAAGACCCAUAUUGGGUCCUGCCUGUAAGCAGCUGGGCCGUCGGUGUCUGAGGAAAAAGUUCAGGCCCACACGAAUCUUGGGGUUGGCCUUCAGUCUGGUGGCCUUAAGUGCUGUCUCCUACAGUGCCUUUGCCUGGAACUCAGGAGGUGUCAGCGAGCCAGUGCUCCACCAGGAGAGUCUCCAUCAGUCGGCCCCACACAGGACCCUACUUUUUACCCAACACCAGAGAGACCCCAACGUGUCAGCUGACAUGCCAAUAGCCAUGAAAUCUACAGCAGAUAGCAACGACAGCCAGGGGGAGUACCCACCAGACAUUUUUACCCUCUCCCAGAGGCGCCAAGGAGCAGUGGUCCUCCACAUGUUUGGCAUGAUCUACAUGUUCAUCGCGUUAGCCAUCGUGUGCGACGAGUUCUUUGUCCCGGCGCUGACAGUCAUCACAGAAAAGCUGACCAUUUCCGAUGACGUUGCGGGCGCCACCUUCAUGGCGGCGGGAGGAUCAGCUCCAGAACUCUUCACCUCCAUCAUUGGCGUUUUCAUCUCGCACAGCAACGUGGGCAUCGGGACCAUCGUGGGCUCGGCCGUCUUCAACAUCCUCUUUGUCAUUGGGAUGUGCGCCAUCUUCUCCAAGGAGAUCCUCAACUUGACGUGGUGGCCGCUCUUCCGUGACGUAUCCUUCUAUAUCCUGGAUCUGAUCUUGCUCAUCAUCUUCUUCCUGGAUAACAUCAUCUCCGUGUGGGAAAGUAUCACGCUGCUCACGGGCUACGCCGCCUAUGUGAUCUUCAUGAAGUUCAACAGCAAUGUCGAAGGAUUUGUCAAAGAUUGCAUGAACAAGAACCAAGUGGUAGAAGUAGAGGUACAACCCAAGGAUGAGAAGGCAAGUCCUGGGGCGCCAGAGGAUGACGGCAAGUUGUCGGCGCGGCCUCGCCUUCAAAGGGGAGGUAGUUCUGCCUCGCUGCACAACAGCUUGAUGCGGAACAGCAUUUUCCAGCUGAUGAUCCACACGUUGGACCCUUUAAGUGAAGAAUUUGCUGACUCUGAGCUUGGGACUUAUGGGAAACUAAAAUAUUAUCACUCAAUGACUGAGGAAGGUAAAUUUCGAGAGAAGGCGUCUAUUCUGCACAAGAUUGCUAAAAAGAAAUGCCAAGUGGAGGAUAGUGAAAAGGCCAAUGGAGUAGCGAGUCGUUCAGAUAAGAACCUUCCUAACAGCUCCAGUGUGGAAGUGGAGGUGACCCCACCUAUGAAUGGAACAGCAGGGCAAGAGGGGGAGACGGCUGAGGAUGAAGAAGAAGAGGACCAGCCUCUGAGCCUGUCCUGGCCUGAAUCUUGCCGCAAGCGCUUCACCUACCUCCUGAUCAUGCCUAUUGUCCUUCCCCUGUGGCUAACGCUGCCUGACGUCAGGAAAACGUCAUCAAAGAAGUUCUUCCCCAUUACAUUCCUGGGUGCCAUCUGCUGGAUUGCAGGAUUCUCUUACCUAAUGGUGUGGUGGGCCCAUCAGGUUGGAGAGACCAUUGGGAUUACAGAGGAGAUUAUGGGACUGACUAUAUUAGCAGCUGGAACCUCUAUCCCUGACCUCAUCACCAGUGUUAUUGUGGCACGCAAGGGGCUGGGUGAUAUGGCUGUAUCCAGCUCUGUAGGCUCCAACAUCUUUGACAUUACUGUUGGACUGCCGCUCCCCUGGCUCCUGUGGUCCCUAUUCAAAGGCUUGAGACCGGUGCAAGUCAGCUCCAACGGCCUCUUCUGUGCAAUCGUGCUCCUCUUCCUCAUGCUCCUCUUCGUCAUCAUCUCCAUCGCCGCCUGCAAGUGGCGCAUGAGCAAGCUGCUCGGCUUCAUCAUGUUCAUGUUGUACUUCGUCUUCCUGGUGGUCAGUGUCAUGCUAGAGAACAAGGUCAUUAGCUGCCCGGUGACUAUUUAAGGACCUUUCAGGGACCUACAUCCCCUCCGUCACCCUCACCACCAUAACCAUCCUAUUUGUCUGCUGUCUGUCUCACCCGACCCUUUGCGAUCCUUUACACCAGGAACAAAAGACAAAAAAGAAGAACUGUACAAGAGAUGAAUGAAAACUGUGGGAUCUCCCUUUAUUUUCAGUGAGCAGGUGGUGGUGGGGAGCGCUUAAACCAUUAAGGGACAAGACUACGGCUUGGCUGGUUAAACAUAGGCUUAAAAAGAGUGGAUUUUAAAUAUGUUGUUAUUUUCACUGGCAGGUGAGUAGGGUAGCGGGUUUGGGUGGGUGGGUUAUGGGUUUAUGCCAAAUAUAGAAGUAUUAUGCAUGCCAUUAGUUUUACUAGACGAGAAAUGAAAGUUGAGAAGAAUGACCUCCUGUGAAGUUCGGGGGAGAAACAAACAAACAUGAGAUGCACUGUUUAAAACUCUUAACAACAAAUAUGGCUGAGCUCAAAUUUGUGAUCACAUUUGAAAGCACAUACUGGUUGAACUGACUGAGACGUCGUGAGUGAAUCGUGAUGUGGACGAACUAAUGAAUGAGAGAAACGGGAGCAGCGUACGGAUGAAUGUGUUCUUCGAAACAUGUUGUUUAAUGGUCGAUGGGGACGACUCUCUUUUGAGCUUCGCGCCUGAGCAGCAAGGAGCGCGGCGAAGGACAGAUGAACUUCUAUUUUCUUAUUUCUUUCUUGCAAACUUGUCUGUGCUCAGAGUUGAAGCUUCUCCUCGCCCCCUGUCAGGAUGUCAUUUUUCACCACUGAAUGAGUCCUUUUUUCUUUUAAAUUAUUUUUUUUAAUUCAUUUUCACUAAAUAUUAGACGUAGCAUUAGAUAAACUGUAGCAUGACAAUCUGCUCCUUUUUUUUUCUUCACCCAUUGAGCAAACAUUAUGAUUGUAAAGAAAUUUCCAUUUCACGUGCACCGAUGGACAAAGGCAAGAACAAACAAAAGAAAAGCCUAAAUGAAAGUUAGCUACAUAUGCUAGCCUUCAAUAUCUUGUACUGGUUAGGGGGGCGAAAACAAAAGCAUGAAUACUUAGGCUCAUUAAAGAUCCAUAAACAAAGUCAAUGUCAAGAUAAUACAUUUGAAAAUAACUUUACUGUGUUAAAGCGUCAUGAUUGAUUUAGAUUAGUCAGUGUGUAGUGCUUUGUUCACAGUAGAACUGGGCUCAAAUCACCGGCUAGUUAAGCUCCUGGGGUAGAAGUUUCAAGGAGUCAACUGCAUGUAGGGAAAAAAAGGAAACAAAAACAAAAAAAAGCCACCGGGAGGUGAAUUAUACCAAUCAACAUUUAAGAAGUUGUAUACCGAAAUGUAUACUUUCCAGACAUGCUUCAUAACUUCUUAAUGCAAACGAGUGCUCAGUCUCUAUGUAGAAAAUGUCAACAUUGUACGGUCGACGAUAUCUAUCAAACUUGUGCAAUUUCUUUUCUAAUCAAAGGUGCUUUUGUGUGCAUGUGUGCAAUCUGCAUUUAAAGUCACGACACGAUGACAAUUCAUAGAGGUCAACUGCAAAAAAAUAUAUAUAAAUAUAUACCCCAAUCUGUGUUUUAUACUGGGAAAAUAAAUCAUAAUCACGAACUCUCUUUAAACAUAGAAUGUGGAAAUCAUCGACUCAACAGCAAUAUAGCGUGUGUCGUGUUGAAAGACACCCCUCCAUCAUGCGUCAGUGCCCUGCCCUCCCUCGCUGUCCUGUCCAGACAUAAAAAACAUACAAAAAAAAAAAAAAAGCCCCGCUUCAUAAAGUGGGCGACCAUUUCUCCUAAAACGAACCCCUUCCUGUUAGAGCUGGCCAGGAACACCUGCUUUACCUCAACACAGCCUCUGUACAGCAGCUUAGUAAGAGUUAACUGUAAAAUAGUAGUAAAUAGAUUCUCUGGAUGUGUGCGGGGAAAUGCAUGCGAGGUGUUUGGGCUGGUUACCCACUGACUGUACAGCGGAGCUUAGAAUAGACGUUCACUUUUAUGCACCCAUUCAGAGACGAACACUAGGAACUCAUUGGUUUUACUUUGUAAAUAACAAACGUGUUAGGUUUCUUUAAUAGGUAUUUAUUUCUUUGCAAUAGUGGAUGGAAAAAGCUGGCGGCCCUUUAUUAUCACAAUAUUACAGAAACAACAUAAGAAUUCAUUUUAAGGCUAAACAUCAGAUUAAAAAUGUGUCUCUUCAGUUCAGAAAACGAGGGCUUUAAAUACCACAUCGCCUCCUCUGAUUGAACAAAUGUAGACGUGAGCGAUGUUGCCAUUUAAAGUUACAGAUGCACAGGGCAAACAAAACUCUAAUGCCCGUCCAGACCGUGCUCACGAUAAACCGUUGUGCUUGGCGCGUUCUCACAUGUUAUAUUUCUAUGAGCAUUUCUAGCAUUUCAAUCAGUUGGUUUAUGGCCUCUGCGAUGACUCAUGUACUUUCUGAAUUUAUCCUGCGCACACUCGUCAUUAAAACCCUUUCCUCAGAGCUCCCACACACUCGGGUUAAUGUGAUCACACCUCAAGUUUCUUCAACCACCUUUUCUUUAAAAGAAUAGUUUGACAUUGUGGGAGAUUUAGCUUCUUGCGGAGAGUUAGAUGAGAAGACGGCCGGAGCAGGUAAAAAAAUUUAAAAAAUCCAACACUUUGCUAAUAAGUGUGAUUGCUGAAAGAUUUAUCUAUAGGCCUCACCCAUUUGUGUUAUUGAAAUGUGACUCUGUUCUACGAAUUCCACUGUGUAUUUGACUGUUUGGACAACCUUGGAUAGAGAUAUCAUGUCAUCAUAUCAUUUUUUUCUGGUAAUUAGGUAUCAAAGGUUUGUGGGUGUGAGCAAAUUAUCUCAAACUGCUACAACUCGUUGUCUAGGUUGACCUAAUUCAGCUCAGGCCGAAUAAGAAAAACAGAAGGCAAGACAAGAAAAUUACUUCAUCCUAAUUACUUUUAUUGCUUAUGAAUAGAAACAGAGUUUAGACUUUUUAAAAAGGUCAAACUAGCCUGAACCAUUAAAUAAAAUCCAGAAAAUUCUGUCUUUUUGAUGCUGGAGUGCUUAUUGAACCUUCUGAAAAUGAAGAAAAUAAUAAAUUAAAAUAUCAGUUUGCAUAUAUGUUUUUCAGAGGAAUAAAAUUCACACUGAUGAUGUAGAGGUCUCAAAAACUCAUAAAAGCUCACGUAUAAAUAUGAUACACCUGGCAUUACAGGGCUGGUUUAUAAGCAAUCAGCUUCUGCGUUUCAAGAGCUGCAGCAGCUUUCAGCGAAUCACGCUGCAGUUUGUCCAAGUGUUUCGUAACAUGUUUUCUCAUCUGUUUAAUCUCCACAAAAAUAUGUAAAAAAGCCUAAAAUUAAGGAAACUUAGUUACAUGUGGCUGUUUCUUCUUGUCUAACUACAAGCAACAAAGCAAACAAGCAAAUUUCCUAAAAUGUCUCAACUACCCUCAACGUGUUUACAGGUAAUCUGAGUUUGGUCGGUCGUGUGGUACAUGUGCAUACUCUGGUCAUUUCAUUUGUUCCAUUCCCCCGAAGCCCCUCCCAUCAAGUCAGCAAAUUUCCAAAUUUUAUAUGUCUUUUUCUUUUUUGACUGAGAGCAUGAAUGGGGAGAAGAACAAGAAAAAAUAAACCAAAAAAGAAAGAAGAAAAAAAAACAUAGAAGCGACUUAGCACAUGAGCUUGGAAGUGAUUGUGGUUUACCAGGGUAAGCGACCAUGAAAGUUGACCACUAAUGAACAUUCUUGCACUGUAAAUGUUUUAUUUUCUUGGUGUUAAUGUAAGAUUUAUUUAAGGUGUACAUAUAUACAGAUACAAAUUAACCAUAUAAACUAUAUGUGUAAAAGAAAUAUGUCUCUUUAUGUAAAAACACAAAGUAUAUAAUAAAAACAAAUAAAGAUGCUUCAAAUAUGCAA
Molecule: messenger RNA, 6109 nt
Organism: Neolamprologus brichardi
Lineage: Eukaryota; Metazoa; Chordata; Actinopteri; Cichliformes; Cichlidae
Source: RefSeq, a predicted model, not a curated record